Temnothorax curvispinosus is the source of this 4932-nucleotide messenger RNA. RefSeq names its product testis-expressed protein 2. NCBI's taxonomy places the organism in Eukaryota, Metazoa, Arthropoda, Insecta, Hymenoptera, Formicidae. The transcript has 7 exons. Gene Ontology annotation, molecular function: lipid binding. Gene Ontology annotation, cellular component: endoplasmic reticulum. The record is from RefSeq and is a predicted model, not a curated record. Bases 421 to 3075 code for a protein of 884 amino acids.
AAGAGCAAGUGAGAGAGACUGCCAUAUUUCGCGCACGCGUACUCCAUUUCGACCAACACCAUCAAAUGCAUCAAAGACGCCGACGGAAGAGCUGCGUAUGCGUAGUGCGUACAUUUGUGGCUGCAGCGCGAAGCGCGAGAGAGAGCAAGAGAGAGCGUCGAGUCCUUGGAAGGUAUCAGAUGUGUCGAGUGGUCGGAGCGACGUGAUUGUUAAUUAUCAUUAUUAUUAGUCGCCGGAAGAACGACGGUGACCGAUGCACCGUGACGCACGCUCAAUCGUUUAGGAUGACACCGCUACUUCGAACGAUCUUCUCGUGAAUAAAACGUCCGAGUUGGCUCUCCCGAUCGCGGAGCACCGAUGCCGAUGUCGUUGUCGAUAAGCUCCUGAUACGACGACCGCUGUUGCUCCGGGCGAGUAGCGAUGGCUAGCAAAUACAGCCCGGGCAAGAUCACCCUGGGGAUGUUAAAAGGCAAACCGAUUACCACAUCGGUACCGGUGAUCCACUACCGGGCCAAUGACGACGAGCUGGAGGAGCUCUAUCCGAGCUCCUCCGACGACGAGAGGCGUCUCACCCCGGAGUCCGACAAGAGGAUACCGUCGAGCCCCUCCAAGAGCAGCGAGAAUGGCCAAGGGCUGGAGAACGACGAUAACGCGUCCGAGGGUACCCCGCCGUCCUCGGAUCCGUGGAAAGUGCUGUCCGAGAUCAAGGGGAAGAUCACGAAGACGUUCGAGGAGAAGAUCUCCGAGAUGAAGAGCGACAGGAAGAAGAAGAAGAAGAGGAGGCAUAACAAGGAGCGUAAUUCCAGCGUCAGCGACUCGGAGGAUCUGGGAGAUGUCACGCCGACCGAUGAGAACGUCAACGACAAGCAGGAGAAAGAUUUCGCUCGCGGUAAGGGCAACGCCGCGAGAUUCGUGGGCUUCUCGCAGGUGAGAACUGGCCUGAAGACGAAGAAUUCUCUGGACGACAGCGUGGAGAGCGGCGUGGAGGCCGCCGAGUUUUCCGACCUCGUUCCCGAGCCGUUCCCCUUUGAGUCGCGGGACGAUUUUCGCGCCGAGGACAAGGAGAACGACGCCAGUCGCGGUGGAUACGUACAUACGAAAGAAGUGACAUUCGACGCGUUGCUCUCUCGCAUGAAGGAUCACGUUUUUCAACAGUUGACGAAGCAGUUAGCUGCGCUGUUGGUUCUUGUGCUCUCUUUCUACUUCCUCAUUCCAUUGCCCGCCCACUUGGUGGGCUUCUCCGUAGGAGUCUUCGUCACAGUAGUGGUGUACAAGCUAGUGCAGAGGAUCCGGGAAAUUCUGGCGACGCCGUUAGAUAAGAAACCCGUACCUGUAGUAGUUCCAGUAUUAGAGAUACCGGCGGCGGAGGAGCACGCAGUCCAAGAGAGAUACGAAGGAUGGUUGAACGAGCUGCCAUACACCUACGAUCCUCACAACUAUCACGUAGCACGUACGAAGUCGGUUUUCUUCAGUCUAGAAGGCGGAGUGCUGCGUGUUAUGGAGACAAGAAUGAAAGUACCAAAGAGGGCUGUGUGGGAUGAGCCAAAACGAAAAUAUAAGUUUAUCAGAAAACGCGCGUACAAUCUUGUCGGUGCAAGAAUAGAGCUGUUACCAGAAGGACUCACUCGGAGAAGGAGAUGGAGUAAAAAGUAUCCAAUUUGCGUCACGAUGGAUCAAGGAGCGUUGGUAGACAGCACGAGUCUGAGCGACUGGACGGACCUCGGAAAAGAGUAUCUCGAGGAUGAAAAGAAAAUUAUCCAAAUGGAAGGAGUCAGUGAAGAAGUCGAGGAAAGUACCUUGGGCGAGGAAACGAAAAGCGAGGAUGAGGAUUCCAGAUUGGAUUAUUUCAAGGAUAAUGAGGAGGACGAGUUUAAGAUCGACGAAGAUGAAGACGACGACGAUCUUUCGCAAUCCAAGUCCAUCAGGAGUAUUUACGAGGACUGCCGCGACAACGAGGAGGCUAACAAGUGCAAACUUUAUGUGUUCGCACGCGCCGACCGAGAGAAAGAAGACUGGUUUCGCAGAUUGACAUCAGCGGCGUCUCUUUCGAGAAAACGACACUCAAUUUGUUCCGUAAAUGAUUCCUGUGCGAAUGGAAACUCUGCGCAGUCAGAUGUGGCAGAAACAAAGUCGCCAGAGGCGUCUCCCGAAGUCACUUACAGUACCUAUAUGAGCAAGUACCUGAACGUGGAUCCCGAGGGUUCUCCAAAGGAGAACGAUGUCUUUUGGAUAAAUUGUUUUUUGGGCCGACUGCUAUUCGAUAUGCAUAGCUGUCCGGAGACGAUCAAUCUCAUUCAGGACAGAAUACAACGUAAACUCUCUAACAUAAAGCUUCCGUACUUCAUGGAGAGCCUCCUUGUGACGGAAAUGGUGAUCGGACAGGAUGCCCCGAUGAUUCAUAAAAUCUCUAAGCCGACGCUCGAUGAGCGGGGGCUCUGGUUCGAUUUAAACAUCACCUAUAAGGGUAGCGUGACAAUGACAGUAGAGACAAAGCUGAAUCUAAUGAAGCUGACACGUGCGAGCAGCGUUCCCGGUGAUAUCCAGGUUGAUGAGAAACCUGUUCCUACCAGAUCACCGAUAUUCGAUAGCGAUGUAGAAGAUAGCCCAGAGACAUCCACCGAAGACGAAGAUAUGGGAAACAUCACGUCGAGCGUCGCAUCUAAAGAGACCACACCAAUACAGUCUUCUGGCAAGAAGUUUCUUAGCAUGGUCGACAAGUUGAGAGCCAAUAAGUAUUUCCGACACGCUACAGAAUUGUCUUACGUACGAAGAGCGAUGGAGGGUGUUUCUAACACGGAGAUCCGCUUCAUGGUCAGCGUAUCCGGCAUCGAGGGCUGCCUCUUGAUGAACAUCCCUCCGCCACCCUCCGAUCGGCUUUGGUACGGUUUCAAGACAGUGCCGAAAAUCGCCCUCACUGUGCAACCAACUCUCGGCGAAAGGACUGUCAACAUUGUAUAUGUGAGCAACUGGAUUGAGAAGAAGCUGCUCAGGGAAUUCGACAAACUAGUCGUUCUACCAAAUAUGGACGAUCUGCUCCUGCCACUCUGCCCAAAUUAUCCCUUUACCACAACGUAAACGAAUCUUGCGCCGGCCAAAACAAUCUCCAGCUUUUUUGUCUUUUUUUUUUAAGUAUAUUUCGUGAAUAACGUGUUUAACGUUGUUGCGUGUUGAUCAAGAAAUGGUAUAUUUUUCUUCAAUAUAGCGAUUUAUCGAAAUUCAUAGAUAGAAACUUGUGAAAAAACUUUUGAAAAUAAAACUCAGAUAAUGAUAGAUUUAACUGUUUUUACACGAUUUUUUAACAUUAUUAAGUUAUUUUUAAUAUCACGUCGCGAAGAAAUUUAUCAGUGUAGCAUUUACAAAAAAGCGGAGGAAUUAUUGUGAUAUAUUAAUAUACGUUACUUUACUUUGAUAAAAUCCAAUGAAAAGAUAGGAAGCAGGAGAGACGAAGUUUAUUAUGAGUGAACAUUAUUUUUAUUAGAAUAUAUAAAAAGAUGUAGCGAGUGAAAGAGAUGUGUGUACAAGGAGACAAUUUAAUUAAUAUUAAGUGCAAACCUCGCUGCUUAUUUUAUUUAGUUACAUAAUUAUAAACAUUUUAAAAUUGAGUGAAAUUGAUGCUGCAGAGGAAAAAAAAGAUGCGUAUCAAUGUGAUCGUUGAAUUAGUCAUUUAAUAUAGGCAGCUGAUGAAAAAUAUUGUUAAAUUAUUAUCAAAGUCGUAAAACGAUUUUUUUGAGUUAUAAUAAAAUUAAAUAAUCGGUAAAUUUGGGCAAAUAUAAUCAGGGCAAAAUCAUCAAAGUGAAAAUAUAUGUAUGAAAAUAUGAAUCAAAAAGCUUUAUAGAGCGAUUUUAUGCUUUCCUUUUGGAAGGUUCGCAAGUUUGCAAGUUAAAAAAGUCAUAUAAAAAUAUGAAAUUAUUUUAAGAAGAAGGUCUUACCUAUCCUAUUUUACCUUUUUCUGAACAAACAUUUUGAUUUUAUUUCUAACUACAUCAAUCCCCCCUCUCGUUCGAAGCGUUCAGGUCGAGUAAAAGCUUCUUUGAACACUGGUCCCAAUAGAGUACGAGCCAAAUAUAAAGCGAUUUUCGCGCCUUCAUAAUUAGAAUUAUUAUAACCUAAUGAUUAAAUUUAUUAUAAUCUAAUAAUUAGGUUUGUAAACCAAAAAUGUGUAGUUGCAAUCGGCAAAAUGUGUAAGAGAGCGUGAUAUGAUAAUUACGUUUAUGAAGAACGGUAGAACAAUGAUCGUGUAUAGAUUUCAAAACGCGAUCUAAAGUAUUAAUUUCGCGUAUGCGACUGUCGACUCGAUAAAACAAAGUUGUGCUAUGCCAGUUACUCGGUUUUCAAAUAAAUAUGUGAAUUUCAUUUCUCCGUAGUUGCAAACCGAGAAACUUAUAGUCAAUGGCUUUUCAACGAAUAUAGCAGAAAGAUUUACUCUCCUCUGUCUCUGGUCGGCUAAGCGAAUUACUCUACUUGUUCAACGACACUAGCAAAAAAAAAGCGAGAUGUUCAUUAAUGUAUAAUCGAGUAUACAGUUUGUAUCUACUAGCCAGCUUGAUCUGUGAGCUGUGUUAUUUUGUUUGAUACUAUACAAAUAUAUAUACGUGAGCGUUCGUGUAUUUGCGUGUCUCAGGGAGAUUAUAUAUAGAUUAAAUUCUGGUUCCACAGUGUGAUUUUGUGUUACGGUAGAGACCCACGAUAUUUUUAAAUACACGGAAUGUGUGUACAACCCUUUUAUAUCAAAACGUAAGACAAAUUAUAUUACAAAGGCCAAUUCUCAUACGUUUAAAACUAAUUGUGAUAAAGCAAAUAUAUUUUGUAAAGAUAUUUUUUCAAACGACGUUCUGUUUAAGACUCACACCGUUGUCGAACUCGCAUGGUUCCAGAAUUAAAUCACAGAGGUAUAUUAAAAAAGUUUUUGCAAAAAUAAAUUAUUGUACAUUA